Molecule: messenger RNA, 1773 nt
Organism: Lepus europaeus (European hare)
Lineage: Eukaryota; Metazoa; Chordata; Mammalia; Lagomorpha; Leporidae
Product: E3 ubiquitin-protein ligase RNF168-like
Biological process (GO): double-strand break repair; protein ubiquitination
Cellular component (GO): site of double-strand break; nucleus
Molecular function (GO): nucleosome binding; metal ion binding; ubiquitin-protein transferase activity
Source: RefSeq, a predicted model, not a curated record
UCAUGUUGACUAGGCCUUGUUAGCAAUCCUAAAAUGGCUGUACCCCAAGACAACAUCCCUUCCCUGUCGGAGUGCCGGCGCGGGAUCUGCGUGGACAUCCUGAUCAAGCCCAUGACCCUGCCUUGCAACCACACGCUCUGUAAUCCAUGCUUCCAGUCCACUGUCGAAAAGAUGAAUUUAUGCUGUCCCUUCUGUCGCCACCGGGUCUCCUCGUGGGCUCGCUACCAUACCCGAAGAAAGACUCUUGUCAAUGUGGAACUGUGGGAGAUGAUUCAGAAACACUACCCGAGGGAAUGCAAGCUCAGAGCUUCGGGGCAAGAAUCAGGGGAUCUCGUUGAAGACUAUCAGCCAAUUCGUCUGAUAAGUAAGCCUGGGGAAUUGAGAUGAGAAUAUGAAGAGGAGAUAAGCAAGGUGGAAGCAGAGCGACGGCGAGCCAGUGAGGAAGAAGAAAACAAAGCCAGUGAGGAAUACAUACAGAAAUUACUGGCUAAGGAGGAAGAAGAAGAAAAGAGACAAGCAGAAAAAAGGCGAAGUGAGAUGGAAGAACAACUGAAAAACGACGAGAAACUGGCAAGACGGCUAAGCAUUGAUAUUAACAAUUUCUCUGAGGGAGAUAUCUUGGCUUCUCCCUUGAAUUCCAGAAAAUCUGAUCCAGUAACAACCAAGUCACAAAAGAAAAAUAAGAAUAAACAAAGAAACACUGGAGAUAUUUAGAAGUACUUGUCGCCUAAGUCUCGGUUUGAGUCAGCAUCACCGUCUGAGGUUGUAGAAGUCAGGAAAAGCUCCGUAUCUGAGGCAACUGAUAGUAGUGAUGUGAAAAACCCUACAUGGCAAGACACAGACAGUGAAGAUAUGCCAACGCUUUCUUCGCAGAUAUACCUUGAAAUUCAAGAACAAGGAGCAAAGUCUUCAGUGGAGUCGCCUAUGCCUUGGUUAUGUGCCUAUGAUACAGAAGGGUGCCUUGAAAGAGAAGUCAGAGCAGAACCAAACAAUCAUGAUAAAGAAUCACGGAUCCUAAGUCACGAGGGACCUAAGCCUGCAGCUGCUGACACUAGAGAAGCCGAGGUGAAGCCUGGCGGCCAUGUAGACAAUGAAUGCACACCAUCAGUUGUAGAGUCCUGCCUCAAAGACCAGCACUCUCCAUCGGAAACAGCCAGCGAUCCAUGCCUUUGUGCCAAAAGAAGGAAAAUACUUCCCACACCUUCCACAGAGCAAGAAGAAACGGAACUAACCUUUACCCAGAAACUGGUAGAUUUGGAGCGUCUACUUUUUGAGAGACACAAACAGGAAGAACAAGAUAGGAUAUUAGCAUUAGAACUACAGAAAGAGGUGGAUAGAGAACAAAUGAAACCAAAUAGGCAAAAGGGAUCCCCGGGUGAAUAUCAUCUGCGAGCUACGUCCUCACCUCCAGACAAACUGCUAAACGGACAGGGAAGGAAUCUGAGAGAUAGGAACAGCAACAGACAGACUGAUAGAGAGCAUUCAAGGCUGCGGAGAGGCUCCAGGUCUGAAAACUGGCAGCCCUCUUUGAAGAUCCAAUUGAAGAAUUCAGUUGUUAAUGGAAGAAAGAUGAGAAAUUCUACCAGAGAUAAUUGUAAUGUAUCUAAAAGUGCUCCUAGUAAUUCACAGAAAAGUAUUUUCCAAAUGUUUCAGAGAUGUACCAAAUAAUGCAUAGUUAACCUGGAUUGUGAAUUUCUCUUCUAUCCCAGAAUCUGUAAAUGUCAUCAAUUUCUGCUCUGUAGGCACACUCAUUAUCUUUAAAGGACUGUGGGU